Molecule: messenger RNA, 6448 nt
Organism: Siniperca chuatsi (mandarin fish)
Lineage: Eukaryota; Metazoa; Chordata; Actinopteri; Centrarchiformes; Sinipercidae
Gene: st6galnac5b
Product: ST6 (alpha-N-acetyl-neuraminyl-2,3-beta-galactosyl-1,3)-N-acetylgalactosaminide alpha-2,6-sialyltransferase 5b
Exons: 5
Coding region: 192-1187 (331 amino acids)
Biological process (GO): ganglioside biosynthetic process; oligosaccharide metabolic process
Molecular function (GO): alpha-N-acetylgalactosaminide alpha-2,6-sialyltransferase activity
Source: RefSeq, a predicted model, not a curated record
AGUUGAGUCAGGGCGUCCCUGUGGAAGAGAGCAUGGGAAAAGAGUAGUGGAGCGUCGUUUUCUUUCGCUGCGCGCUGAUCCCAGCGAUGCUGCCACUCAGGUGUUGCAUGCUGAAGAGUCCCGACGCGCUGUGAGAGAGCUUUGGCCCCCGAUAGGAUGAAGGCUCGAUCUGCGGCUGGAAACGAGGGGAAAUGAAGAUGAAGAUAAGAGUGUGCCAAGGGGUUAGUGGCAUCAUCAUCGUCACCAUGGUUACCAGUUUCAUGUUGGUGUACAACAGCAGCUCUGGUGACAGAUCAUCUUCCUCAUCAUCAUCACCUUCCCACCGUUCAGAUGGUCCUGUUCCAUCCACAAAAAAGCCAGAGAGGCCACAGAGACGACUCCCAACACCAACACUUGAGGGGUACACAGGUGUCAUGGAUCAUAAGCCUCUGAAGAUGCACUGCAGGACUUGUGCCCUGGUGACCAGCUCCGGCCAGCUAACUGGGAGGAAGAGAGGUGAAGAAAUCGACCGCUCUGAGUGUGUAAUCCGUAUGAAUGACGCUCCCAGCAUAGGCUAUCAGCAGGAUGUUGGCCAACGCACAAGCCUGCGUGUCGUAGCUCACUCUAGCCUGCAGAGGGUGCUGCGGAGCCGACAGGAGCUGCUCAACGCGAGCCAAGACACAGUGUUCAUCUUCUGGGGACCCAGCAGUUGCAUGAGACGGGAUGGAAAAGGCCACGUUUACAACAGCCUCAGGCUGUUAAACCAGCUACUUCCCAAACUUAAAGUCUACAUCAUUUCCCGGAUCAAAAUGCUGAAGUUUGAUGAACUAUUUAAAAAGGAAACAGGAAUUGAUAGGAAGAGUUCCAACUCCUGGCUGAGUACCGGCUGGUUCACCAUGGCCAUAGCCCUGGAGCUGUGUGACAGGAUCAACGUGUAUGGCAUGGUGCCACCUGAUUUCUGCAGAUCCUCCUCCCAUCCCCCCGUGCCGUAUCAUUACUACGAGCCCUCGGGGCCCAAUGAGUGCGCCAUGUAUCUCUCCCACGAGAGGAGCCGACGAGGAAGCCACCACCGCUUCAUCACAGAGAAGACGGUGUUUGCAAACUGGGCUCGAACCCUCAACAUCCGUUUUUACCAGCCAGACUGGAAGCCUGCUGCUGUCAUCACCAGCAUGAACAGCUCGUACACUCCAGUUCCAGCUGGAUCCUGAGAUUCACUCCAGAGACGAUCCCCAGGAGUGCGGAAUAUGUGUGUGGACAAUUUCCAGCGUGCAGAUUCCUUCUCUGGCUGAUAUGAAUGAGACAGCAGUAGGAGAGAACAAGCUGCUGUUGUGGCUGUUAGCCUACUGCCUAAGUAGCUUGGCAGAAUGGGAUCAUUGCAUAAUAGCAGCACAAAGCCUCAACAAUGUUUUGGAAGAGUAACUAUAAUAGUUUCAUGCUGGAAUCAAAGCCAUGGAGGCUGGCUCAAGUGUGUUUUUUUUACUCUGUGUAGAGCUUCUUUAAUAACACUCAAGCUGUCACACUCAAGCUGUGAGACAGACAAUGAGACAGUACACCACUGCAAUAACUGCAGUAUGAUUGAUUCAUUUUUAUAAAACUGAAUACUGAUUCAGUGACGACACUGAGGUCUUGUCCUCGUUGCUUCUGGGAAUGUGGCAGUUUUAAUGACCUGAGGAGGAGUUUAUACUUUCCAGUUUCACACAAAUUAAACAUUGUGUUUUUUCAAAGCAGAUUGUGAUAGUCACUAUCUUUAACUUCACUUUUGCUUUAUUUGUACAUUUACCCCUUUUCAACAAUACAAUAUUCACAAUACAGACAACAACGACAACACAGAGAAAAAAGUGUGACAAUUGCAGAAACCCCAUAUUUAGGAUAUAGUUGUAACACACAGCCUAUUCAUACUGUAUGUGUGAAUGACAGAACAAGCCCAUCACAUUUCAGUAUGCCACUUAUAUCACAAACAUAGGAGUAUACGCCAAUGAAUUGAAGGAUUUAGGUAAAAAAAAAAAACUGAAACAAUACAAACAAGCAAAAAAGCAGACAUAGUACUGCUUACUGUUAUAUACAGUAUGUACCUCAAACAGAUAGAAGGUUAAUUUGUGACGUUUACUAUUUUUUCAGAGCCUAUAGAUUAAGGUCUUCACUUGUCUUAUUUUGAUCUGACAAACAGUCCAAAAUCCAAAGAGAUUCAAUUUACAAUGAUAUAAACCAGAGAAAAACAACAAACUGUCUCAUUGGAGAAGCUGAAAGCAGUGAAUGUUUGCCAUUUUUGACUAGUCAAUUAAUCGACUAAUCAUUUCAGCGCUAGUUCUGCUACAAAUAUAUGAGAGCACUUCAAAUAUUAAUGUGCAGCAAUGAUUUAAAGAGAUGCAUGACAAGAACAUAUGAUCCAUUGUUGGAAAAUGUAACAACAAUUAGACAAUAAAAUGUGAAAAUAAUUUUAAUUAAUCAGACAUUUUUUUGGUCAUUAGUCCGUUCAUUUAGACUCUUGGCAUCAGUAUUUCUAAAAUCUACCCGGAAUGAACUACAUCAUGGUAAAAUGUGGCGAAACAAAAAAAAACCCCAUUAAAUCCAAGAACAAUUUAGCAAGUGAUCACUCAAAGCAGUACGUUCAGGUUAGAAACGCAUUUGGCAACUUUGAAAAUGAAAAACGUGUUAAAAAUGACAAGUGUAGUAAUUCUGAUUUCAUUGUGUAUACUUGAGAUGCAUUUUAAAAUCAUGUGUAAAUAUAAUCCUCCUAAAUCAAAUUAGACUCAAUCCAGAUUAAAGGAGCAUGUUAAUAAACUAUUAUUUUGUUCCCUUGCUCUGCAACAGAUGGCCCCUCAGAAAAGCCCAUGUGUCUGAUACUCUAGGCCAUGAUUUGUCCUCUCAUUAAAGCCAAAUGUCAGAACAAGCCCUCAAAGGCAUUCCCUUGACUACAGAGCGAGUCAGCCACUGUAAUACUGAUACAAAUAAUUACAUUGUGUGUGUGUGUGUGUGUGUGGGGGGGUUAGCAAGGGAUUAUUACUGUGUAGUGCUGUGCUAUCCAACUGUAUCUCCAGGGUGAGCAGAGCAGCUAGUAUAAUGCAGAAUUCAAGAUGUGCCAUCCUGCAGAGGGGGCUGAAAAAAAGACAUUGACUGCUGGCUUCCUGUGUUCAUUCAGAUUUUACCACGAGCGCCUGUACUCAGGUGGAAUCUUAAUGUUGUAAUGUUCUCAGGUGCUCUGAGAAAAGCCCAUGCAGUGCUGGGGUGUCAUGCUAAGUGCACUGGCUGCUCCUGAGAUCUGUGCUGUGUGCUCUGCACACCAAUUACUGGCCCUUCAGGUAGAAAGGUUGGAUUUUAAAGGCUUCAAAGGACAAGCUGGCUGCAAAUGAGCCUGCCGGUGCUGUCUUAAAUGCAUGCUCGAGGCGACAUCAUGAUUUUCAUUGACCUUGGAAAGACAAAUAAUGAUUCUGAGGUUCUUGGAGCCAGAAGGAAGUUACAGGCAUUUUGGGUAAAAUUGAGAUGUAUAUAUUUAGGCUCUUGAUGUGUGGUAAUUUGUGUAUUUACACAUUAACUUUUCAGUAAAGUAUAUUUGAAAAUUAUGAAUGGAAUACCUUUUAGUGAUUUUCGAACAGCAUUUAAUACAAGACAAAACAAAUGCAGCUUUUUACAAUAUGAUAAAAAGAAUCAGAUAGGGUGACAAAACAUCUUAUGGCAACUUCCACAGCACUGCAUUCUUUGAAUUGUGUUUUUUUCCCACGUAUGGUUUUCAUUUAGCACACUAUUGCACUGAAUUGUGAGCCGUGUGCUGAACAGUACAAUAUGAUAUUAUAAGAUAUGAUUUACUGGUUUUAAUAAAGAAGUUUUAGGGCUUAUUAUUCUCACACACCACCAGAAACAGUGCAAAACAUAAUAAAUCCUUGUAUUUUUCAUCAAGAAUAAAUCUCAACCUAAUCCCCAAAUUUUUAAUUUCCAUUACCAAAGUUCCAGUCUUGUGUGUCUAAUACUCCUAAACAUCCAUGUGUGUUUGGCUGUGACACAUCUGUAAAUAGAGCAGCAGGACAAACUCACACUCUCAUCUCCUCAGCAGCAAUUGUGAUGUGACACACAUCACACGGAACCACAUACCUGCUGUUGAUAAGCACAGUGUUGCAAACUGAGUCACAGAUCUGCCGUAUUCAUGAUAGCAGGCUGUAAAGUAAUAAUGGAGCUUUAUCAGCAAGCCUGCAAAAAAUGCCAUCAUCCUAUGAAGCCAAAAUGUUUUAGAGAUAAGAAUUGAUGAAUGAGCUCUCUGAUUCAUAACAUGUCACCAAAGAUUUGACUUUUACAAAGUAGCCAGAAUCCAAUAAACCAAAUGGUUAAUUUAAUUUAAAUACCAGGCUGUGUUAUGAGUCUGCACUGACACCUGGUGGUCUCAUUGUGUCUCAGCAUUUUCUGUUCAGGCUCCACAACCUAAAAUCACUGAUCACAGAAGCUUUGAUAAAUGUGUUAUGUAUACAAUAGAAGUGUAACAUAAUGUAGGAGUGCAGCAGUUUAAGAAUGUGUAAUAGUGUAACAAGUAAAAUUGAAAUCACAUUAAAAAAAGAUUUCUGGCUUUGAAAGUUGAUCAGAAAAGACCAAUUUAAAAUACUGUAUAUGGUUUAGAAACAGAUUGGAUGGUUCAAGGCUGUCUUUUGGCCUUGAGGGCUUCAUAGUGCUGCUGCUUUCUUUAUCUGUAUUCAUAAGGUGAAUAAAGAUGACUGCUUUAUCAAUCAUAUGGCCGUUUUUAAAAUCACUACCCACUCAAUUACAGUGACAAUAUCAGGUAUUUUAAUGCUUGCAACUAUUUAAUUAAAUUUAAUUAAACACCACUGUUAGAUGUGAAUGUCUAGCUGAAGUGAUUGUCUCUUUUUUGCCAGGUUUACAAGACUGACAUUUUACUUUGUGUUAAGUUUCAUGACCCUUACACAGACAGUUUUCUAUCUUCAAAAAGGAAUGAAUAACUGAGUGAUGAUACAUGGGCAGCUGUAUCAUCGGAUAGAGAGCGUGCACUCCACUUGUUGUCAAUUGUUGUAUCUUGUCCCAUUGCUUGCAUUGCUCUGCAGCACCACAGCUACCGUAUGUGUCAGAGCAUGAAAGGAGGAGAAAAAGUGAUGACCAAGAAAUGGUUUGUUUUGCAGUUUUUUAUUUUAAUUUAAACUUUUGCAUGCUUUUGUCCAUAUGGUCUUAACAUUAUUUUGGGGAGCAUUUUUCACCUUUAUUUGGCAGUUGAUGUGGAAGAGGGACAGGAAAUGUCAGGGGAGAGAUAAAGAGAGGUGGCAACAUGCAACAAAGGUCCUGAGUUGAAAUAAAACCAGGUAUGUCGUGGUACAUGAUUUGCACAAGGCACCGCAGGAGGAUCGUAUCACUGUAUUAGAUAUAUUUCCAUAUUCUAUAUGCUCUUUGUAAAAGGACAGAAGACCAAACACAUACUAAGAAGUAUAGCACUACUUAAGGUGAAAUAGUGGAGGAAAUUAAUAAAAGAAACAGACUUCUAAUGACUCACAAUAAUAUUUUGUUGCCCAGUUAUCGUUGGGCAUAAAUCUACAUAAAACCAGUGAUUCGACACUCCAUGCUUUCUCCCUCAAAUCUGUGGCAGAUGUUGUUGGGAUUUUUACUUUUAGGCAGGCAGACAGACAUUUUUGUGGUGUCCACAGAGUAGGAUGGAACAAUCUAGCAAUGAGUGCCUGCAGCAGAGGCUUUUAAGCUGAGAGUAGAUGAGAUGAUUGGAGUCAGGUGUGGAGCUGAACCAGAUGCCAGGAGAAGUAGCCGCACCCACAGCACACACACCCACACAAAAACACAAACAGGGGAGGAGGAGACUAGGAAAACCCAGAGACAGCAUGCGCUUCUAUAACAUUGUCACACUCACAAUGGACAUUUUAAAAAGUCAAAUUAAUGUGGCAGAGAUAUGGUCAUUUUUUAUUCCACAAAUUCCUUUUCCUUGUCAAAACAUGUUGCCUAUUACCCACAAUGUAACUCAACCGCUGACUGUUUCGUUAGUGGUUCAUGUGUUUUAUGCUUGUAGAUGCUAAUGUUUUAUGUUUAUGUUUUUUGUGACUGUUUUAUUUUACUAUUUUUUAAAGCCCCUAUUUGUAGGAUUUGGAAAUGUCUGACUUUAGCGACUCCUAGAGGUAGUUAAAAAAAGACACUGGGGCAGACAGCAUUAAAAACUUUCAGGUAUUGUGUUCUGUUGUCUCCAAAAAUGAACACGCACUAACAGUCUUUCUACUGUACAACAUCCCUUGCCAAAUAAGGUCUGGCAUUGGUGAGAUCAUUUUCAAUAUCUACAUAUCUGCAUAUCUUUUGCAUGUCCAUAAAUAUUUUCAUUAUCAAGAUCUCUGGAAUGAACUGGAAACUAAACUUCACCAUGACUGCUGUCAUCUGAAUUCAUACUGCAUCAUUUGACAUAACAUGAACAUUAAAAUAUACUUGAAUAUGUGUGUAAAUCUUGUCAGAUAUAUAAGAUGCAUUUAUUAAAUCACAAGAGUAU